GAAUCUUAUCAUCUCUACCACAGUAGUUCUAGAUUAAGUCUUGUUAUUUCCUCAAUCAUGUGAAGAAAAUCAGUAUUAUGAGAGCUUUAUUUUUGUUCAAGUAUCUUGGGGCAAAUUUUAGUCUCUGGUACAUUUAGUAUACCUAUGUUAGACCUACACUUGAUAAAAACAGAAGGAUUUGGUCAUUUAAGAAUUUUAAAAUUUUUCCUCUGGAGAGUGGCUAUUUUUCUUAAAUAUACUUCCAAACAUUGGAGAAAAUAAAGAAGAACUUCCUAUAUGCUGCUUAUGGGAGCAUUUGACAAUGUCGUAGUAAAGUUGAAGAUAUACAUAGGCUUGAACCCAACAAUUCCGUUCCUAGAUAUUCUAGGUAAACUGAGACAUGUAUGAAAAAGUCUUAUAGUUACUUUUAUUUUUAAUAGGAAAAAAUCAAAAGUACUAUAAAUGUUAAGCAACAGGAGAAUGGCAAAUUGUGUCAUAGUCAUAUGAUGAACUGUUUAUUAUACUGCUGUUUAAGUGAGAGCUCUGUGUGAUCAUGGAUGAGUGUCUUCGGCGAACAAAAACAAGUUGCAAAAGGUUUAAUAAAGAUAAAAUGAAGACCAUAAUAAAAUAGUCCCCUACUUAGCCCAGCAAUUCUUACCUUUCUUAUCUACUGGAUGGAAGAUGUCUUUAGAAAGGCAUACCACAAGGAAUGAACUGCUGUCUGUGAAUUUUGCUUUUACCAAGUUGAUGCCAAAUAAUUUCAAUAUUGAGCAUCUUAAAUCUGUUACUUGGAGUAUGGAUUGAGUUUGUUUGGAGCUAACUCAGAGGACUCAGGCAAGUAUUCAGGAGGUAGCAAGAGGAAUAUUGUAAUAGUUGAAUAACUCGGUUCACAUCCUGUAUUUAAAGGCAGAUCUCUUAAGGUUACACAUAUUGAUAUGUGAUAGUAAAUAUGAAAAUUUGGCCUUAGACUUAAUUCUGUACUCAACAAUGAAGAUUUUCUUCAAUCAAUUAUAUAUCCUUUUGGUUGUUAGAGAAUUACAUGUUGUUUUUAAGCCACUAAGUGUCAUUAUGGGUAUAUGCCCAGGUUAGCUCUAUUGGAUUAGCAAGAUUAUGCUUGCAUAAACUGUGAUCUCUGUUAAUGAUUUAUCAAUUUAGAAAUUGACAUUCUAAAUCAAUUUUUUUUUCCUUUUACAGGUGGAUAUUACUAUCCCUUAUUCUUCGAAAAAGUUUUAUUCUCAGUGUUGUUUCUCAUUGAGUAUUAACAAAAAGAAAAAUUAAUGUUCCAAACUUUUCAGAUAGAUUUGGUCCUAGCAUGUAUUUUGAUAGCACUACUACGUCCCCUCCAAAAGGUGAGAACUGACUCUUCCAUCUGUACCUGGAUCAUGUGGAGAAAGGACUGAGAAUGGAAGCAGAAAACAGAUAUUGUCCAUGUAGAGCAGACUGCCUGACAACAGCUCACUCUAAUAAAGGGCAAUAAAUGCCACACGAGAUGAUCCUCUCAUCACAAAACUUUACAUCUGACUUAUAUGCCUGGUCUGAUAACUUCUCUCUUUUUAUGACUCCUAAAUUGUGGAGAGAGCGCAAGCAUGAGCCUGGGAGGGGCAGAGAGAAAGGGAGAAAGAGAAUCCCAAGCAGGCUCUGGGCUGAUGUGGGGCUCAAACUCAACAAACCGUGAGAUCAUGACCUGGGCCGAAAUCAAGAAUUGGAUGCUUAAACCAACUGAGCCACCCAGGCGCCUGGAAGGCCUAAUAAUUGUUGAAGUGCAGUUCUGUGGCAAAGCUGGCGAUACCGAGGCACUGGCACUGAAGCCGGGCAUAAUCUGUAGCGGAGCAGGGUUUCUGGAGCACAGACACGCUGCCUGGGCCCCGCGGAUGCCCACCGCACGCCUCUCCACACCCCACUCCCGUUUGUUCCAGUGCCGCGCUGGUUUUCGCUGUGCAGCUGGGGCUGGAGCUCAAACUGAGCUCUCUGGAGCCCCCCACCCACGCAGGUCGCUGUCCUGCCAGGGCAAAUCCUCACCCUUGCAGCAGGCCCAAGGACCACCCCCCUUCCUAGAGAGUGACCGGGUGGGUACUUAUCUCGGACCUCGGGGGCCGCGGGCAGGCGCCUGUCCUCCAGCCGCGGGGACCUCGCGUUACCGGCUGGGCACGGCGGCAAAAUGGACUCGCAGCGCCAACAGGCCCGCCCCCUGCCCUCCUCUUCCAGCACCUCGAUCCGCCUCCCGGGCCUCGGCGUUGCCUUUGUUCAGUCUCCCGGGUCUCGCCUUUCCCCGGGGCGGGGGGUGGGGAGUGGGUGAGGUGAGGCGGGAGUCCUUCCGGUGUCGACAACCAGCAGCAAUAACUGCCACCGUCCGCGGUGCACCUAGGGGCGGGGAGGGUCCGGGACUGCUCGCUUCUCUCCCUUCCAGAGUGGCUGCGCGCGCCACGGAGCACCCUGCCAGAGCGGGCCGAGCCCGCGCGCGCUGGGAAGCAGACGGCGACAGCUAA
Messenger RNA from Prionailurus viverrinus (fishing cat), 2465 nucleotides. RefSeq lists its product as uncharacterized. The transcript has 8 exons. The coding region runs from base 1566 to 2465 and encodes 299 amino acids. Lineage: Eukaryota; Metazoa; Chordata; Mammalia; Carnivora; Felidae. The record is from RefSeq and is a predicted model, not a curated record.